AUGGAAGCAUGCCGUCUCCUCUUUUAUUCAGCAGCAAAGAACACGGCAGAUAGAGAAAGAGAGAUCAUGGAAUCUAUAGUAGUUAUGGAGAAGAAGAAAGAGAAGCAGCAAUCGGAGUUCCAUGAGAAGUCAUUAGAACUGAGUCUCAACAACAAGGACAAUAUCUUGGGCGAGGAGAUGGCUUCUUCUUCGUCAUCCAUGGCUCGCCUGUUCGAACUCAACCUCAUCAAGUCCCUAGAAUCUGUUCCUGAGCCAGCGCUCGCUCGAGCUCCACCGCUUCCGCCGCCGGAGGAGUUACAGGAGUCGCAAUCCCGAGUGUUCUCGUGCAACUACUGUCAUAGGAAAUUCUACAGUUCUCAAGCACUCGGCGGACACCAAAACGCGCACAAACGUGAGCGGUCCCUUGCAAAAACUGGCGGCAGCGGUGGCAACGGCAGCCUCGUCGACGUCAGCCAUUUCUCAUCUGACACGGCAGCCAUGCAGCUGCACGGGUUGUACAGCGGGCGGCCACUGGGGAUUCAAGCGCAUUCGAUGAUACAUAAGUCUUUGUAUGAUGCAUCUCUGGGUGCACUGAAUGAGCACCAUGGCUGGCGCUGGGCCGGGAUGGGCAUCGGACAGCAGACUGGAGCUGCGAGGUUGGACGGCAACAUGAGGCCCCCGGCAGGGUUCGCAGCGAGGUUCAAUGAACCCGAGGCGGCAAUCGCCGGUGGCAAUCGAUGGGCAGGCACCGAUGAAUCUAACGAAGAGGAGCUGCAAAAAGUGGACUUGACUCUGAAACUCUAG
Molecule: messenger RNA, 783 nt
Organism: Zingiber officinale
Lineage: Eukaryota; Viridiplantae; Streptophyta; Magnoliopsida; Zingiberales; Zingiberaceae
Product: zinc finger protein 1-like
Exons: 1
Coding region: 1-783 (260 amino acids)
Biological process (GO): negative regulation of abscisic acid-activated signaling pathway
Source: RefSeq, a predicted model, not a curated record